AUUUUGAUCAACUUACAUCUUUUUAAUAUCUUAAAUGGCAUAUCAUUUUAGCUGACAAAUAUAUAAUUUAACAAAAUGAUGAAUGUUUCAAAAUGUAAAAUUAUUAAUACUACACAUUUAUUUACACUACCUUUCAGUACGAUUUUAUUUUGAAAGAAAUUCAAUUUUAUUCAGCAAGGAAGUAUUAACUGUCAAUGAUUGAAAUUUUUAAUUCGAAUAGCCAUUCAAAUCACAUUAAAAAACAAAAACAAAAAAAACAUUCACAUAUUCUCUGUUGCAGCGAUGCAGAACCUCUUUGGCGCUUCACGAAGCGGUGAUUCGCUUCAGCAGCUCGCUUUCCAGGCCCAUGAGUCUCUAAGAGGAGCAGAUCCAAUGGACCGCUUCUGCAGCCUGUUACCAGCACUAGAGUCUCCUUCUGGAUCCAGCAGUCUCGUCAACACAGAGAAAAGUGCCAUUUCUGUAGGAUUCGACCACCUGGUCUCUCUCAGAGCUUCAACCCCGUCACCUCCGGCGCUGCCUGAACUGCAGGCGGAGGGUGUGAAACUGGACGAAGUUGCCCAUUGGAAGCAGAAUCCCCUGAGCAUCUUCACGAAUGCCCCCAGUGCUCAGGCUGAAGGACCAGUGGUUGGGUGCUGCUCCACAGGUCCCAUCUGGCCCGGCUCGGAUGCUUUUGGCUUGAAUAAACCUUCGUUCUACAUUGAGAGAGAAGCGAAACGUCAUAAACGAGCUGCAGCCAAUGAGAGUGAGCUGAAGCAGACGCACAGUGUUGCCUCUUGCACAGUGUCGUCAGGGAGACUUCUGCAGAGAACCAAGAACUCACUUAUACAUGCUGAGCGCAUGUUGGACAAUUCUGAUUGUGAGAAUUCAUUGGCUGAUAAAAGAGCACCAGGAAAAGCUGCAGAAAGACGACUUGGACCACAUAUGCAGGCUUUUGACUAUGAGAAAAAGCAGCUACUGGCCACCAUAGCCUUGCCGAAGCAGCCGGUUGUGACAGAGAUUCGGACUCCCACAAAUAGCGGACUGGGCUUCUCUAAAUCAAAGCCAGCGGACAGCAUGAAAGAGCUACGCAGAGCACACUAUGUGCCAUAUGAACCCAGCAUGAGCACAUCUUAUGAGAACACUCAUCUCUCUGUGUCACACUCUGGAAGCCAGGAAGGUUUGGUAGGUGAGCAGUAUCUCAGCAGCAGUAAUUAUAUGGACAGUAUCUCUAUGUCUGGCAGUAAUGGCUGCUCUCUCAGCUCCUCUCUCAAAAGAAAAGAUCUCCCUGAGCUUUUCAGCAAACUCGGUCUCAGCAAAUAUACAGACAUCUUCCAGCAGCAGGAGAUUGAUCUCCAAAUAUUUGUUACACUAACGGAUCCAGAUCUGAAGGAACUGGGAAUCACAGCAUUUGGUGCUCGCAGGAAAAUGUUACUGGCGAUCUCAGAGCUGAAUAAGAGCAGGAAGAAGUUUUUUGACUCGCCCAACAUUCGCUCCUCCUUCCUAGAAGGCAGGGCCAGUGGUUGUCUGUCGAGCCAAUUCCACUAAGACAUGGCGAGUGUCAGUGGUUGCUGGUGAUCUCUUAUUAUUGCUCAGACAUCUGAUAUAUUUUGCAUCUGACAAAUGUGUUCAUUCAGUUAUUUUCCACUUGUCACCUGAAAUAACUGUUCUAACAGUGUCAUUAUUUUUUUUUUUAUAUAUUAUUUCUUCUGAGGUUCUGUUUAUGUGGUUAUGCUACCUUCCUCCUGGACUGUUUUCAUUUUGUUUUAGGGUUAGGCUUAGGUUUUGUUCAUUUGCAUCAUGUUUAAGUCUUUGGCAAAAGGAACAAUGGUCAUGUCUCCUAAAAUGGACAGAAGCCAUUUGCUGUCUGUGAUUGUGAGUGUUGCCAGAGUGUUUCUCUCUGAAAGUAACAGAAAAAAAAAUGGUGAUUUAAAAACAAAAGCAAAAGCAAAAAAAAAAAAAAAUGGAAUGUUCUUUUUGGUUUUGUUCUAAAAAAUAAAAUAAAAAUGUUUGCAAGCAAAAUCAAGUUUGCUUUAUUAUUUAUUAUAAAUCUAUAGUAGUUAAAGUUCAGCUCCUCCUCCGAUAGUCCAAGAAAGUUUGGCUUAUGUUUUUUAGAGCCAGGUUCAAGGGAGGGUUCUUGGGGGAUUUUUUUCUGCAUAGUGGGCACUCUCUUGAACCCUUCACUGCCCAGUACUGAUGGAUGCAGUCUCCGCAUAGACUGUGGCCACAGCUGAGCAUCACAGGAUCUUUGAAAGAGAUGAGCGUGCAACUAGGGGGCAGAAAGCAAC
Molecule: messenger RNA, 2264 nt
Organism: Ctenopharyngodon idella (grass carp)
Lineage: Eukaryota; Metazoa; Chordata; Actinopteri; Cypriniformes; Xenocyprididae
Product: protein bicaudal C homolog 1-B-like
Exons: 10
Coding region: 283-1524 (413 amino acids)
Cellular component (GO): cytoplasm
Molecular function (GO): protein binding
Source: RefSeq, a predicted model, not a curated record